GUUACAUGAGCAAAAAAAAAAAAGAAAUUAUAAUAAACCAAAAAAAUUAGAUAAAAUCAACAAAUAUAUAUAAAUAAUAUUAUCAUCGUGUAGUGAAUGUGUGUCGUGAUAUAUAAAAAUAUUUUAUUGUGAUUAUAAUAACAAUUAUAAUGUGGUGUGCGGUACUUUUCUUCCUGGGACUUACUUCCUGCUGCAAUACUGUGAUGGCACACUCUAGUUCGAGAUCUGGACAAUCUUCUGGUGCGGCUCAAAAAUUAGUUCCUCUGGUCGACGUGACGAGUGUCGAAGGACAGAACGUCGAAUUAUCCUGCAACAUAACGCCGCCCAGACACGACAAACUUCACAUGGUACUCUGGUAUAAAAACGACGACGGCGUACCGAUUUACACGUUUGACGUGCGCGGAAAGUCCCUCGAACACGCACAGCACAAGUCGGAAAUUUUCGGUAGUCGCGCCUACUUCAGGACAACGGUUCAACAGCCAGCUGUCCUCGUCAUUAAACAGAUAAAACGCCACGACGCAGCUGCCUACAGAUGUCGAGUCGAUUUCCGGCUAGCCCAAACCAGAAGCUUCCGGUACAAUCUCACCGUCAUUGUACCCCCCGAACAACCGACCAUCUUGGACAAACGUGGUCGCAUCCUGAACGUCACCGUCGGUCCUUACCAGGAGGGUGACGAAUUGCUGCUCAACUGCCGCGUCAUUGGCGGAAAACCACCGCCAUUAGUGAGAUGGGUAAUUAACGGCUUAAUUGGAGAUCAAGAUUCUGAAAUCCAAGUCGGAGACGUGAUCGAAAACAGGUUGACUUUAGCAUCGAUCAGCCGGGGUGACCUCGGCACCAGAUUUACAUGUCAGGCGUUGAACACGAAGCUGGUUGAACCGAAAGAGGCUUCGCUCGUGCUGGACUUGAAUUUGAAGCCAUUAACGGUGGUGAUAAAAAAGCCGGUUUCUACAACAAACGGAAACGGAGUUAGCGACGCUCUAAGAGCUGACAAACUCUACAAGGUUGCCUGUGAGACAACCGGAUCCAGGCCUCCGGCGAUCAUUACUUGGUACGAAGGACAAAAGCUCCUGAUGGGUGACAAGAAAAAACCAUGGGAAGAAGAAACUCGAGAGAAUCGUACCAUCAGUUUGCUCAGCUUCCAACCGAGGGUCGAAGACAAUGGAAAAACGAUCACCUGCAGAGCGGAGAAUCGAAACGUAACGGGACUUCACCUGGAGACGUCCUGGACGAUAAACGUCGAGUAUCCCCCAAUUGUUUCGCUGAGUUUAGGAUUAACGUUAAGCCAGGAGGACAUCAAGGAAGGGGUAGACGUCUACUUCGAGUGUCACGUCAAGGCGAAUCCACCCUGGAGGAAGUUAACCUGGUUCCACAACGAUGAAAUGUUGGUGCACAAUUCGUCGGCGAAAAUAAUAAUAUCAAACCAGAGUCUCGCCCUACAAACCGUGACCAGAAGCAGCGCGGGCUUCUAUGUUUGUGCGGCCAGCAACGCCCUGGGCGAAACACGAAGCGAACCGCUGCCCUUCCGAGUAAAAUUCGCCCCGAUUUGUAAAGAGGAUCGAAUAGUCGUCGUCGGUGCUUCCAAGGGCGAAUCAUUGGACGUUGUCUGCAGAGUGGACGCUCAUCCUCCGGCUCAUAGUUUUAGAUGGAAAUUCAACAACAGCGGUGAAACACUGGAAGUUGUUUCCGGUACACAUUCCGUUGAUUCCAACGGGGUUAGCACGCUGAGGUAUACCUUGGCGAAAGAAAGGGAUUACGGAACACUUAGUUGCUGGGCGGACAAUGCAGUUGGAUCGCAAACUAAACCGUGCUUAUUUCAACUUGUGGCAGCCGGAAAACCGUCACCGGUGCGAAACUGUUCGUUGGCAAAUCAGACGUACACAAGCGUCGAAGUUCGUUGUAUUCCUGGUUACGAUGGCGGUCUACCGCAGCGUUUCGUACUCGAAGUGUUCCACGGCGACGUUGAUUUCCUCGCCAGUACCCAACCGUUGUACAACGUUACGUCGAUCGAAGAGCCGGUUUUUUCACUGGCCGGCAUCGAGGCGACGGUAGACGCCGGUGUUCACGUUGCAGUUUACGCCGUUAACGCCAAGGGUAGAAGUUCCGCCGUCAUCCUCAGCGAGGUCACAUUCAGGGACGCCGAAAAGAGGACGGGUCAGCAUUCGGGAAUGGCGAUGUCUCCCCUGAUCGGUGUCGCGGUUGGGGCGGCGGUGACUUUGGGCUCGGUGGUUUUGGUAGUUCUGAUACGAGCGCGUCGCGAGAGAGUGACGAAACCGCGCCACGAAAAGCCAUCCGGUGAAAUAAGCGACGUGCCGAAUUCCCAACAACAAUAUCCCAUGCAGAAUAUGCAACCGACGAUCGAAACCGAUCCGGACGUCAUUCCGAACAAAUUCGAGGGUAAUCUCGUGGAAGUGAGUCCUCCGAGUUACCAAAAUUGUCCAGUCGGUUAUCCACCAGGUCAAUGGGUGACACCAGGUCCGACGCCUAGCAUAGACGAACUGUGUAGAAAAUUUUCGGGCCGGCCAACGGAGCUCAGGCUGCCCUCAAGAAGUACAAUACCCUGUAUGCCGGGUACGGGCGUAGUCGUGUGUGCAGGUCAAGGGGUGAUCGUAGCCGGCGAAUGUCUCGACGGUGAGGCAAUAAAAAGACGUUUAAUGGCAAACAGACUUCCCGAAAGUUGUGUCUAAAAAAAAACAACAACAACAACAACACAAAAAUAAAGCAUCGCCAACGAUGAGAUUAUUUAAAACCAACCCCCUAUUUAACCCGACUUACUACUACUAUUACCCGCAACAAUAUACAUUCGAAAUUGAAUUGUUAUGAAAAUAUCGCGCAGGACCAGGUGAAUUGAAAAAUAAUACACAAAUCAAUUAACUUAUCGAAUCACGCGUUAAUUAAUCUAUUGUGAUCCUUCAAAGUGCAAAAAUAUGUCGUUUUUAUUUUCAUUCAAAUUUCUUUUCAUUUUCAUUCGUUCGUAUUGAUCUCCCCGUAAAGUCUUGCGUUCUCGUUGAAAUGUUAUACAUAACAUGAAAUUUUAAUAUUAUGUAUAUCAUUACAUGUACGUACAUGUAACGAUACGUUUCUCUGCUCAAUUAAAAAUCGUCACUCGCUCAUUUAUUCGAAUGAGAAUAACAUACGUGGGUACGUAGGCGAAUAUGAUUAUAAAUUUAAUUAAGGGACGAUGUUUGAAAACGAAUGAAAAUUUGAAAACCUAGAUUGAAAAAUGAUUAAAUGUUUGCAAAUGUUCGCGUAUGCGCGGUGUGCGUGUGUGUGUGCGUAAGUAUAUAUGCGAUGGGAAUCUUAGAAUCGUAAAAUAAAAGAAAUAAAUCACAACUAAUACGGAUGCUAUAAAUAAAAUGAAUACGGUGACUAUAAUAAUAUAAAUAAAAAAAAUAAUAAUUAACGAUAAUAGCAAUAACGAUAAUAAUAAUAUUAAUUACCACAAUGAUAAUAACGAUAACAAAAACAACAUUGAUAUUAACAGAGUGCGGUGACGACUAUUUCUCCCUCCAUGAAACCAAAGAAAAAAAGAGAAAAUUUUUAAUUUAUUAAAUAUUCUACUCGAAGAAAUGGUAUAAUUAUAAUGAAAAUUUGGUGUGUUCUAUAGCUACUAUGAUAUAUAUUUAUGACGAUGUAAGUGAAGAUAUGCAUGAAAGAAAAAAACACUACGAACUAAAAUAGAAAACGAAGGAACAAAGUACGCAGAGAAAGUGAAAAGGAAAAGGAGAGAAAAAAAAAUAUUACCUAACGAAAGAAAUAGGGUGAAUAUUUUUGACUUUGAAAGUGCUGAAGAAAAUUUUGAGUGAAUGGAGUAUGUGGACCUCCCUGCCCCUCACACACACCCGACUAUAUCACCGUGACGAUUAUGGUGAUCAGAUUAAAUUUUGAGUGUCCCAGUCUUGUAAGAAGACGAAAAAAUGUCAUUCCAAGUGAAGCCUUUGGAUCUACGGCCGAUCAGGCGGUGCGUGCGACGCUUUUCUUCAUUUUUUAUUCUAAUCUACAACCCUGACGUGACGAACAAAAAAAAAAAGGAAGAUGUCGAAGUUAAAGGAGAAGGAGAUCGAAGGAUACGUGUAGGAAUCGAAAAAAAAAACUUCAUCAUCCACAAGGUUUGUGAACCCUUUUGUUCCUAAUUUUCUUUUUUCGAUUAUUCUUGAUAAUAACCCGGCCAAAUUUACGUACAAGAAGCACAAUAUACAUUUAGUACCUAAAUACGAACUAUCCCUCGAUAAAAGCAGACCGAAAAUUUGAAACAGAAGUAAAAAAGAAACCGGCAUUGACAAAGCUUACGAUUAGACAAAUAAUAACAAUUCCAACAAUUUUGAAUAUCCUCACGUACCACGUCGUCGAUGAUAAUUAGCAAUUAAAAUGUCAAAGGACUAAACGUCAAAUUUACCAUACAUUAUCAGAUGUGAGUGUUAUAAAAAAUAAAAAAUGAAACAAUUAUUUACGGAAUGAAAAACGAAGUUCUUUUCUAAAGGUAAUAGUAAUUAUAACAAUAAUGGAUAACAUCAAAAAUAAAAAAAAACAUGAAUAAAGGGUCGUUAUUUGUUAGUUAACUGAUAUUGUAUUACUGAUGUAUAUAAUUGUUAUAAAUCUUUACAGCUAUAUAAUGUCAGAGAGGAGUAAAAAAUAAAGUACAUAAUUAAGAGUAAAGAACAGAAGAAAAAUUAAUAAUAAUAUGAUAGUAAUGAAAAAAAUAUUAUUUAUACAGCAUGGAACGUUGAUAUUAUUUAUUUGAAUGACGUUUCGAGCAUAAAUAUUAUAUAUAUAUAUAUAUAAAAAGUAUGGAAUGAAAUUUGUAAAUAUAACGUAAUAUCAUUGAAUCGGAAGACGAUGGUAACAUAUAUAUUAUAUAUAUUACAUGAAAAAAAUAUAAGAGAGAGAGAUAACGAUAAUAAAUAAAUAAAUUUAUAAAUAUGAAUGACGAUUGGAAAGAGAGAUCAGAAAAAAAGAAGAACCUAAUUUAUCACGUCAAUUUGAUCAAUCGAGAGACUUAUACUUUUUGAUUAAAUUAUUAAUAAUAUUAUUAACAUAUUAUUAUUGUAACGAAAACUGCAGCGCGGUAAGGUAGCCGUACGAUACUAUGCUCGUUUGGUUUAUAUAUUGCAGAAAAAUUGGAAGAAAAAAAUUUUAAGAAAAAAAAAACGAAAUGGACGAAUAAAUGAAUAAAAUAAAUAUGAUCAUUGUAUAAUAGCUGCGACGAUUCCAUAUCCUAUUACCAUAUCACCCGUAUAUAUGAAACGAUCAUCAUUAUUAUAUAUAUAUAUACAUACAUAUGUAAAUAAUAUUAAUAAUAAAUAUUAAUGAUAAUAUUAACGAUAAUGAUAAUAUACGGAAUCUACUGAAUUUCAAUAAAACUGUUUAACUGUCAAAUUUCAGGUUACGAA
This is a messenger RNA of Athalia rosae (coleseed sawfly), 5387 nucleotides long. RefSeq names its product nephrin. NCBI's taxonomy places the organism in Eukaryota, Metazoa, Arthropoda, Insecta, Hymenoptera, Athaliidae. The transcript is spliced from 14 exons. The record is from RefSeq and is a predicted model, not a curated record. Bases 150 to 2684 code for a protein of 844 amino acids.